Molecule: messenger RNA, 1455 nt
Organism: Musca domestica (house fly)
Lineage: Eukaryota; Metazoa; Arthropoda; Insecta; Diptera; Muscidae
Product: saccharopine dehydrogenase-like oxidoreductase
Exons: 7
Coding region: 92-1357 (421 amino acids)
Biological process (GO): glycolipid biosynthetic process
Cellular component (GO): lipid droplet; mitochondrion; plasma membrane
Source: RefSeq, a predicted model, not a curated record
GUUUGACAACAGGGAGCCUACAACCAACCAUAAUUUUAGUUGUUUUUAUUCCCUUCACUUGAUAAGAACGACGCGUCGUGUAAAUUUUACAAUGAGUGUUGGGAAAUUGGACGCUAUAAUUUUCGGUGCUACCGGUUAUACGGGACAAAUUGUGGUCGAAGAUGCCGUGGAUAUAUUUGGGGAUUUCAAAUGGGGCAUUGCUGGAAGAAAUGAAUCUAAACUCAAAGAUGUUUUAGUGAAGGUUGGUAAACGAACCCAAAGGGAUUUAAAUCAUAUUCCCAUUAUUUUGGCCGAUGUCAAUGAUCCAAAGUCUAUUGAGGCUAUGGCCCAAAAGUGCAAGGUCAUUUUGAAUUGUUGUGGACCCUACCGGUUGUAUGGUGAAGUUGUUGUUAAGGCUUGCAUUGAUGCUGGUACCCAUCACGUUGAUGUCAGUGCUGAACCACAAUACAUCAGUGGAAUGCAACUCAAAUAUAAUGAUUUGGCUCAGGAGAAAGGAUCUUAUGUUAUAUUGGCGUGUGCCUUUGAAAGCAUCCCCGCCGAAUUGGGUGUUCAAUAUGCCGAAAAGAAUUUUCCAGGAACUGUAAAUUCCGUGGAACUUUAUUGGGAAAAUAUAUUUAAUUUCCAAGACAAAUCAUCGAAGGCACUUGCCCAUACCGGCACAUGGGAAAGCGGUCUCUAUGCCAUGCAACACGCCAAAGAAAUGAUGUCCAUACAGAAAAAAUUAAAUUGUGAAAAACUGCCGAACUUGAGUCCAAAGUUAAAGUUGAGACCAUUUGUACAUCAAACCGAAGGCUUAAGAAGCUAUUUCGUUCCAUUUCCACUGACGGACCGGGUCGUUGUUCAAAGGUCUCAGCGACUGGCCUAUGUUCACGAAAAGAAACGGCCAAUUCAGUUUGAAAUGUAUAUUGGUAUGAAAUCAUUCUUGAUGGCCUUUCUGCUACAAGUAGUUAUGGUAUUGGGUAUAAUUUUUGCUCACAUCGGUUUCGUGCGUAAAAUCUUUCUGAAAUAUCCCCAUAUUUUUUCGGCUGGUUUGGUAACCCAAGAAGGUCCAUUGGAAGCUAAUAGAAAAGUUUUGGAAUUUCGUUAUACACUUAAAGCCAAGGGAUGGACUACGGGUACACCGGAAUCCUCUGCCCCCAAUGAGGAAAUUGUGGUUCGAGUAUCAGCCAAUGAUCCAGGUUAUGGUCUAACAAGUUGUGCUGUAUUGCUAAGUGCCAAGACCAUUUUGAGGGAACAAUCUUUGAUGCCCAGAAAAGGCGGUGUUCUACCACCGGGAUUUGCUUUUGCCAAGACCAGUCUUCUGGAACAAAUUAGCAGUCAUAAAUCCGGUUUAAAAUUUGAAGUGAUAAAAAAAUAAACAUUUUUUGAGAUAAAUUAUUUUUUUAUUUUAUAUUUUCUUACAUUUUACAUUGUUAUUUAAAUAAAUAUUCUUUUUUAUAUUUCUGUGAAAUAUAA